GGUAAUCCGUUCACUAAACACAGGUUUUUGUUGGAAAAUCUUCACCAGAGGGGCGGGGGGUAUGAGUUGGCCCUCUGGACGACAGUUCUAGUUGUCUGUGUAUUCUUUUUCAGGUACUUCUGAUAACUGAACAAUUUCUUCAAGAUGUUUGGGGAUAGUGAUGGACAAGAUGAAUAUAUGGUACAGCAAAAGGUCAGUUAUCGUAUGUAUGAACAGGAGCAAAAAGUACUGCUCCGGUCCCGCUACCCCUUCCUCUCCCCAGUACAGAUCAGCCGCAAGGUUAAGGAGAGCUGGAACAGACUGAAACAGGAGGCAAAAUUGUCAUACACAAAAUCUGUCCUCGUCAAAACUCCAUCCAAAGAACAGACGAAGGGGACCACCAAAUCGAAGCCUAAGAAACAUAAUGUCAGGGCUAUGGUUGAUGAAGAAACAUGUGAUCUGAUAGGUUAUGAAACAGUGGACUUACCCAUCCAGAAGGCUUCACCUGUUUAUGGUCAACCAAAGAAAAAUGACUCUGUGUACACAAGUGACUUUUACAGUUCACCAAUGGUAUCACCGAACAAUGACAAUAGCCAGGAUACAUUCUGUCCCAAAUUGUUUGAAAGUCCAAACUUUGAGUCUCCACCACAUCGCCAGUUUGACAUAUUCAAUCAGAAGAACUACACCAAAAGCAAGCUUCCUCUCAAAGUUCCCAAAAUCACUCAAAGUGAGCAUUCUACUCAAGGAAUCCUGAAAGGAAGACGGACUGAUGAGACACCCAAAACAAAAGCUGGGAAGGGGAGAGUAAGCUUUUCCACUGAUGGGAAUGACAACUACCAACAGUCACAGGAUUGCAGUGAUGCAGACGACUGUAACCAAGACGAUGACUCUGAAGAUGAUUACAAUGCUAUGCUCAUCAGACGUACAGAUGACUCCUUCGACUUUGAUGACAUUGACCAACACCAUAUGUUUGUGGAAGAAAAAAAACAACAAGGACAGAUUAACACUCAUCCGGUCUUCAACAAGGAAAAAAAAAUGCACAGAGAGGUGUUGAAGUGUGACAAAAGUUUACACAACAAAGAAAGAUUGAGAAUAUAUAAGAAAAUAGAUGGAGGUCAAGAAAAUGAAUAUCAAAGGGAAAGUUCAUUUAAGGAAGCAGAAGAAGGGAAAAAAAUAUUGAAACCAGCAACAUUUGGGAAUACAACAAGAGGAAAGAAAAGGAAAGAGUGUUCAGGAAAAGAAGGUGAGAGACAAGUCAACUAUGGAGAUGAAACAGUGAAAGAUGAAAACCUGGCUGGGAAACCGAAAAGGAAGUCCAGGAAGAUGAGGAAACAGGACAUUUCUGAUGGUAAGGGAGACAAUCAUACAUAUUACAGCUUAUUUGAAAACAGUCUUUCAAAGGGCAAUGAUAGUAGCCAAUCAAAUGACAGUGCUCAUGGUAACAGCCAAUCAAAUGACAGUGCUCAUGGUAACAGCCAAUCAAAUGACAGUGCUAAUGGUAACAGCCAAUCAAAUGACAGUGUUAAUAGCCAACCCUAUAGAAAAUCUUAUUAUUUGACCAAGAAAGAGAUGACAUUGGGGUUAAAACCUAGCUUGACAGAACAGGGUGGUGAUAUAACACCUGUUGUACAGACAGGGGAGAAAACAUAUAUCACACCACAGAUGGAUGAUGAUGUUUACACACACAACCUUCUUGAAGCAUCAAAAUUACCACGGAAGGCACGGCGAUCAUCAAUGUGGAAGGAGAAUUUUCAAAUGCCACCUGAUAACUGUAUUGAUCAAUCAUCUAAGCUUACAAAACAGAAGCGUAGAUCAUCUAGAAAUCUUGCUGGAGAAGAAAAGGCCUAUACAGAGGUGAAAAAAUCUCACGAUACUGUAGAUAGAUUCAUGAAAUGUGAACAGAAAGGUGAGAGUGUACUGUCACCAUUGGUGGAUGCUUCUGGGGAUGCGAAGGAACCAGACUGUUCAUCAGUGUUUAGGAGGACCUUGAGAAGCCAGACAAAAUUGGCAAUUCAAUCGGAAAAUUACGACCAUAAUGACAGCACAAAACUGUCUGACUUGUCCAGUUCUGACUCCUGGACAAUUCUGGAUGAAGAGUAUAAUGCAGAUGACUUGUCGGAGGGCGAGAGUGACUCCCAUCCUAUUGACCAAUCUGAUGCGAGUCAUGCAUUAAUGCAAGCGUUACGUAAGAUGAAGCAGGUGGUGGCAGAUGAGGAGAUUUCGGAUGAAAGGUCAUCCCCAAAGUUGUUAUCUCCGGCUCUUUCUGGAAUCAGUCAGAUGUCAAGUGUGUCUUCCAAUUCCUCUGCUACCAAUUCCCAGUCUUCACCUGGGACCGGACACAUUAUACAGGGACAUGUUUCUUCAGACAAGGCAGUGUCCCAGGGCUUGUGUGAAAUGUUUGGUGACAUGACUCCACCUGAGAAACGGACAUCUCAACACACCCGAAGGUUGCUGGCCAGCUCUAACAGAGAGUCAUCUAGUAACUUUUCACAGCUGUUCAAGACCAAAGACAUUUUCUACUGAAUGUUAAAUCUUCAGCAGAAUUGUAACGUAUCCAAUUGUCUGAACUAAUACUGUUGAAGUAUUUAAGGUUUUGCCAUGAACAGUUCUUCUCCUAACUGCUAUGAGUUGACAUUUGUGGUAACUAAACUGUAAAGACUAGAUCCUCACAAUUUUUCACAGCAGUUUCUGUUUAUACUGUUCAAGGCAACAGAUAUUACAGAAAUGUAUAAGAUGUCAGAAUAUUUAUAGUUCUGAUAGAACUUCUGAAAUUUUACAGUAUUCAAGAAAAUGUAUGAAUGAUUCUGCAAAUAUUCAAGAUUCAGAAUACUGAAAUGUACAGAGUGUCACAAUAUUUCAGAUUCAAGAUAGAACUUCAGCAGCUGAAAUUUGAACGGUUCACUUUCAAAUGAUUCAUAGAUCUAUGUAAGGCAGCAUUAACCCUUUCAGAAAAAAGCCAGACUCCAAAUAUCUAUAGUGCUGCAGUUUUUUAAGUGUGACUUUUCAAAAUCAAACACAUUUGCAACUCUUUAAUACCAGCGGGUAACUAUCCCUACACUAAUGCCAUUUACUACCCACAGGGAUAAGUGAUACACUUCAUGAGAUACCAAAUUACUUAAUUAGUGUAUUGAGCUCAAUUAUGAGAUAAACAAUUUCAUUUGAUGGUUUAUGAAAAUUUCUCAAAUUAAUAUCUUGUAUUCCAUGAUAGCAUAAUUUAUUUUAGUUUUUAUGCCAUCUCCUAUUGUAAAAGUAUGGCAGGACAUGGCAAUGGUGUUUGUCAUGGUUAUAUGUCUAAUGUACUCAAGACAAUAUUACAGCUGAAUUGUACGACUGAACACUUACCGGUAAAAGAAAUGAAUUUAUGCAUGUAUAGAACGAUAUGAUUCCUGUGUAGACAAUAAUCCUCACUAGUGCUACCAAUGACCUUAGCCCAGUCUUUGAUCCUUAAACCUAUGAUGGUUCAAGGAUCAGACUGGUUUUAAGGUCGAUGGUAGAACUAGUAGCAUUUCAAUUUAACUUCUAGUCAUUUUAUAAUAUCAAUUGUAUGUCCUUUAACAUCUAUUGAUACAUGUUCUUUAAUUUCUAGUCUAUUUUAUUGUGAUGAAAUCAGUGAUUUAACCGUCCAUGUUUUUGCAAUACAAUGUACAUUAUUGAUUAAUUAACAGUAAUAAUGUUUAAUGAAGAGUUGAUUACUAGAGUUGAGUUUUGUUUAAUGCAACAUGCUUAAUAAUGCAGGCAUUGUUAUUGCUGAACACAGCAAAAUUGAAUGCAGCCAAGAAUUUUGAAGUUUUUUUCACCAAAUUAAGGCCAUUUCUUGUAUAAAGUUAUGUUGUUGUAGAUUUAGUUUAUUGUUUUAUGUUUUCUUAGAAUAAAUUGCUACAUUCAUCAUAGAGUGCAACAAUUGUUACACCCAUCUUUUUUGGGGAAUCGCAUGAUCAUUACAGGACAAUUUUAUCAAGUUGUGGACACUCAAAAUUCUCAUAUAGACUAGAUGACCAAUUCUUUUUCUGAAUUUGCUCUUUAACGAAACAGUAUGGGAAUUUGUCAUUGAUUUUCUAGUCAAGCCACCUGUUUACCAAAUUAGUAUUGACUCCUAGUCUAAGUUUUCUCUUUACCAAAAUCAGCAUUGACUUCAAGUUUUGUCUGGUGUUUACCAAAUCAGCAUUGACUGCUAGUCUAUUAAGUCUACUGUUUAACCAAAUCGGCAUCGACUCCUAGUCCAAGUCUGCUCUGCUGUUUACCAAAUCAUCAUUGACUUCUAGUCUAAGUCUGCUGUUUACCAAAUCAUCAUUGACUUCUAGUCUAAGUCUGCUGUUUACCAAAUCAUCAUUGACUUCUAUUCCAAGUCUGCUGUUUACCAAAUCAUCAUUGACUUCUAGUCCAAGUCUGCUGUUUACCAAAUCAGCAUUGACUUCAAGUUUAGUCUGGUGUUUACCAAAUCAAUGUCACUACAGUAUUCUUUUUAUGUUAAUCUAGUCAUUCUAAUAUACAUUCUACCCAUCUUCCUAUUGUUUGUCAGGUGACAAGGUUGAGGUCACUGUUACUAUUUUUAUAUUCAAUUUAUAUCAAAUGUUACUUAGUUUUCAAUGAAACUUGGUAUAAGAGAGAUGUAUGCAAGAUGUUAAAUAUGAAAUACUCCUUUUCAUUUCAAGUUAUUUGUUCCAAUAUUUUUCCUAAGACACAUGCAGUUAGAUGUUUUAAGCCUUUAGCUUUAAGUUUUAAUUGACUGAGCUGUUCAGUUUUAUUUACUUUUUAUGAUUACAGUUUGGUUAGUGUUCAAAUGAAGGAAAUGUUUGAAUUUGAUUGAUUGUUAUUUGUUAAUAAAAUUUGAA
This is a messenger RNA of Pecten maximus, 4811 nucleotides long. RefSeq lists its product as uncharacterized. The record is from RefSeq and is a predicted model, not a curated record. Lineage: Eukaryota; Metazoa; Mollusca; Bivalvia; Pectinida; Pectinidae. Bases 145 to 2502 code for a protein of 785 amino acids. The transcript has 5 exons.